AUGGAUUUGAAAUUUAUUUAUCAACCUGAAUUUCAUUUUCGAUUUUUGAAUUUCUCUGGAGAACCAAAAGAAAUUGCUUCAUCUAUUCAUGAUUACGAACAUAUAUCAUUAGUUACACUUGAAGAAGCAAUUGAACCAUUAGUAAUUUUUAUUCCUCACGUAAAAUAUAUGAUUAAAUUAGUAAAAGAAAAAUGUCAACAACCAAAAGAUAAUCUUUCUAUUGAUGAAUCAGCUUCAAUUAUGCUUUAUACAAUAGAAUGGAUACCAAAAGAAGAUUCAUUUUAUUAUAUAUUAAAUCAAAAACUUUAUUUAAAUAAUCAUAAUGAAUUAAUACCUUGGUUAUUCUAUUUAAAAUUAUUAUCUACAUCAUUAUCAAAAUUACCAAAAUUAUCUAAUCAAAUUUUUUAUCGAGGAAUUAAUUUAGAUUUAAAAAAUGAAUAUUUUUUAAAUAAAAAAUUUUUUUGGUAUGAAUUUUUAUCAUGUAUUUCAUCAUUGAAAAUUUUUGAUAAAAAAGAAAUUGGUUUUAUACAUACAGGUAUUCGUACAUUAUUUAUUAUUCAUAGUAAUCAUGGAAAAAAUAUAAGUCAACAUUCAUUUUAUCAAACAAAUUAUGAAAUUUUACUUUUACCUGGACAUGAAUUUCAAAUUGUUUCAUAUUAUAAAUCAAAUAAUGAAUUUUAUAUUAUUAUUUUAAAAGAAGUUUCAUAUUUAAAUUCUAUUAAAACAAUAUCUUCAAUUACAAAUAAAAAUAAUAUAAAAUUAUUUAAUUUAUUAUUUCGAAAACGUAUUAAACAUUAUGAAAAAUAUUGUGAAAUUAAUUUAAAAAAUCAAAAUUUAACUGAUAUUCAUAUGAAUAUAAUUACUGAACAAAUUAUUAAAAAUAAAAAAUGUAUUUGGCUUUCAUUACAAAAUAAUCAAAUUACAUCACAAGGUCUAUAUAUUAUAGCUGAUAGUUUAAAAGAAAAUGAAUCAUUAGAAUCAUUAUAUCUUUCACAAAAUUUAUUAAAUAAUAUUGGUAUACAAUAUUUAGCAAAUAUUCUUUCAAAUAAUUAUUCAAAUUUAACAUUACUUUAUCUUGAUCAUAAUUAUAUUGAAGAUGAAGGUGUAGAUUAUUUAGCUAUAAUGUUAAAAAAAAAUCAAAUUUUAACGGAUUUAUGUCUUUCAUAUAAUAAUAUUAGUGAUUAUGGUGUACAAUUAUUAGCUAAUGUACUUUACUCUGAUAAUAAAACUCUUAUACAUUUAUCUUUAAAUGGAAAUAAAUUAAUAAGUGAUUGUUGUAUUAAUUUUCUUAUUCCAAUGUUUGAAUUUAAUCAAACAUUAAAUAUAUUUUGGUUACAAGAUUGUUCUUUAUCACAAGAAGGCAAAAUAAAACUUGAACAAAUAGUUAAAUAUAAAAAAUAUUUUGAUUUAUAUACAAAUAUAUCAAACGAUAAUCCAAUAAUGAAUAAAACACGAUCAAAUUUUACGAAUUUAUAUGUGAAAAAUUUUGGUAAAGAUAUGACUGAAACAAAAUUAUGUCGAUUAUUUGGUACCUAUGGUAUUAUAACAAGUUGUAAAAUUCAAACAGAUAAUAAUGGUCAAUCUAAAGGAUUUGGUUUUGUUAAUUUUGAACGACCAGAAAUGGCACAACAUGCAAUGAUGAAUUUAAAUGGAUAUGUAUUAGAAGAUGGUAAACAAUUGUAUGUUGGAAUUUUUCAAAAAAAAUCUGAACGUCAAAAUGAAAUUCAACGAAUUCGUGAAGAAAAUCAUCAUAGACAAUCAAAUAAUCUUUCAUUAUUUAUUAGUAAUUUAGAUCCAAUGAUUGAUGAACAAUUACUUGAAGUUAUAUUUACUAAAUUUGGUAGAGUAACGAAAACACAUAUUUUAAGAAAUGGUAGUCAAUCAAAAGGUGUUGGUUUUGUAUGUUUUAAUACAAUGGACGAAACAAUGAAAGCUUUAAAUGAAAUGAAUGGUAAAUGGAUUCUUUCAAAGCCAAUCUAUAUAAAAUUAAGUACAAAUAUUGUUAAUUCACAAUCAAGUAUACCUAGUUCACCAACGCCAUUAAUUUCUUCUGCAAAUGUAUCUUCUCCUUCAAUAACUCCAAUGCCAUAUUUCAAUACACCAAUGAUGUUUUAUUUACCGACAGUUAUGCUACCAACUCAAUCAAAUAAUUAUCCAUUACAAACGGCUCCACACAAUUCUCAAACACAAUCGACUAGAGAAUGUUCAUUAUCACCAUCACCAAUGAUUACAUCAUCUACUACUCCGAAUAUAAAAUAA
Molecule: messenger RNA, 2259 nt
Organism: Rotaria sp. Silwood1
Lineage: Eukaryota; Metazoa; Rotifera; Eurotatoria; Philodinida; Philodinidae
Source: the annotation of a GenBank genome assembly